Messenger RNA from Fraxinus pennsylvanica, 711 nucleotides. Lineage: Eukaryota; Viridiplantae; Streptophyta; Magnoliopsida; Lamiales; Oleaceae. The record is from the annotation of a GenBank genome assembly.
AUGACUUUGAUCCUUGAAUACCCAAACACCCAGUUGAAAGAAUGUCUUAUAGAAGAGUUACAAUUGCAGUGUACAAGUUGGAGAUUUGCUGUGGAGGCCAAUAAUUUAAGCCCAUGGAAUAGAAUUCCAGAAGAAUGUGCUAAUUAUAUCAAGGAUUACAUGACUGGAAAGGGUUAUCAAUUUGAUCUUGAUAGAGUAUCCAAUGAGGCUGAAAUUUAUGCAAGAAGUGUGGAGUUAAAAGGAGAUGGGAAAGAUGCUUGGAUUUUUGAUGUGGAUGAAACCCUUCUAUCCAAUCUUCCCUAUUAUGCAGAACAUGGUCAUGGGUUGGAGAUUUUUGACUGUAUGAAGUUUGAUGAAUGGGUUGAAAAUGGAAUUGCACCUGCUAUAAAAUCCAGUUUAAAGCUAUAUGAAGAGGUUUUAAGCUUGGGAUUCAAAGUUAUCUUGCUGACUGGUAGAAGUGAAAGGCAUAGAAAUAUUACGACUUAUAAUUUGAUCAAGGUCGGAUUUCAUGAUUGGGAUAAGCUCAUAUUGAGGAACCCAGAGGAUCUAAAAAAAACAGCAACUCUAUAUAAGUCACAGAAGAGGGAUGAGAUGAUUGAAGAGGGGUAUAGGAUACUGGGUAACUCUGGAGAUCAAUGGAGUGAUUUACUGGGUUCCUCAAUCUCUGACCGUUCAUUUAAGCUUCCAAAUCCUAUGUAUUAUAUUCCAUGA